ACAUUUCAAUAUUCUAUUGUUGCCGCAUUUUGUGACUCUUUCCAGCUGAAAAAUACAGAAAAUGCCUGAAAUUAAGUUGGUGCCGCUCGGCGCCGGGCAAGAUGUUGGCAGAAGCUGUAUUAUUGUUACUUUGGGAGGAAAGAAUAUCAUGUUAGAUUGUGGUAUGCAUAUGGGGUUCAACGACGAACGAAGGUUCCCAUAUUUUGAUUAUAUUACUGGCGGCAAAGGAACACUGACAGAACAUAUUGAUUGCGUAAUCAUCAGCCACUUCCAUCUCGACCACUGUGGAGCUUUGCCAUACAUGUCCGAGAUGAAAGGAUACGACGGACCAAUAUACAUGACCCACCCAACUAAAGCUAUAUGUCCCAUAUUACUGGAAGAUUACCGGAAAAUUACGGUGGAUAGGAAAGGAGAAACAAACUUUUUUGACUCGAAGAUGAUCAAGGAUUGCAUGAAGAAAGUGAUUCCAGUGAAUCUUCACCAAACUAUACAUGUUGAUGACCAGCUUGAGAUAAAAGCUUACUACGCUGGCCAUGUCUUAGGAGCCGCCAUGUUUCUGUUAAAAGUUGGCACGGACUCCGUUCUUUACACAGGGGAUUAUAACAUGACUCCUGAUCGCCACCUAGGGGCAGCAUGGGUGGAUAAAUGUCGGCCCGAUGUUCUGAUUACUGAGUCAACUUAUGCAACAACUAUCAGGGAUUCAAAAAGGUGUCGUGAGAGAGACUUCUUGAAGAAAGUCCACGAGCGAGUAGAAGAUGGAGGGAAGGUGUUGAUACCCGUGUUUGCGCUGGGGAGGGCUCAAGAACUUUGUAUUUUGCUCGAGUCAUAUUGGGAUAGGAUGAAUUUAAAGGUCCCCAUUUACUUCUCAGCUGGCCUUACCAACAAAGCUACAGAAUAUUACAAACUGUUUAUAACAUGGACCAAUCAGAAGAUCAAGGAUACUUUCGUUGAAAGAAAUAUGUUCGAUUUCAAACACAUUAAAGAGUUUAACCGAUCCUACAUAGACAACCCUGGCCCUAUGGUGGUGUUCGCUACCCCUGGCAUGUUGCAUGGGGGUUUAUCACUGGAGAUAUUCAAACGCUGGUGCACGAAUGAGAAGAACAUGAUAAUCAUGCCUGGGUACUGUGUAGCAGGGACUGUGGGAAACAAGAUCUUGUCGGGGAUGAGAAAAAUUGAACUCAAACCUGGACAGAUAGUGGAGAUAAAGAUGCAAGUGGAAUACAUGUCGUUCAGUGCGCACGCUGAUGCCAAAGGUAUCAUGCAGUUGAUACGAAUGUGCGAACCGUCGAACGUAAUGUUAGUGCAUGGGGAAGCUGGGAAGAUGGAUUUCCUAAAGUCAAAGAUUAACCAGGAGCUGCAUCUACCUUGUUUCAAACCAGCCAAUGGGGAGACAGUCGUCAUAACAACCAACCCACCAAUCACAGUGGACGCAUCAACGAACCUUUUGCGGAAAAAUCGUGAAAUCUUAGGAACGUCCUAUAACCCGAAGCGCGUUAAGACUUUGCAUGGAGCUGUGCUUAUGAAAGGAAAUGAGAUAAAGGUCGUUGACGGGGAGGAAGCCGUGGAAGAAUUGCAACUCAAGAAACAUGAGGUUCGUUUCACAUCAACCAUUCACAUGCCGACCUCCCAACCCCAACCCACAUCGUCAUCCAUGGAGCAACUUCAUGAUCAUCUAAAGAAGACCCUUCGUACGCAUAACGUGAGCGCGACAUCAGACGGGAAUCUUCUUAUUGAUUCGAUUCUCCUUAAAGCCCAACCCUCUUCCACUGACGAAUCGUCCCAUCUUGACGUGCUUGUAUCUUGGUCUAUACAAGAUGAGGAACUCGGUAGCUACAUCACUGAUCUUCUUCGAACCGGACUCCCAGCUCGUGCUCAGUAAUCAGAAACCAUGGAUUCCGCAUAAUACUCUUGAAUAUAAAUGUCUAAUUUUUGCUCACUUUGUCUAAUUUUGCCCAAUUUUUUUGAAUCCCCGUUUCGGCACUCAGCAAAUUUGUUUUUCUAAAUAUUAAUCAGCGCGCCUGGUAAUUUUAGGGGACCACACCAUUUUUUCUUUAAAACAUUUUCACCAAAAAAAAGUUUUUAUUCGUUGGAAAUCAUUUCCAAGUAAAUAACGAAGUUUCAUAGAAAUCAUAUUUCUAUUUUCUUUUCAUAAAAUCAUUGAAGAUUUUCUGCUUUUGUUGUAAAAUUUCCAUUUAAAGUGAAUAAAAUUUCUGAUAUUUCA
Molecule: messenger RNA, 2221 nt
Organism: Ciona intestinalis (vase tunicate)
Lineage: Eukaryota; Metazoa; Chordata; Ascidiacea; Phlebobranchia; Cionidae
Source: RefSeq, a predicted model, not a curated record